Messenger RNA from Cariama cristata (Red-legged seriema), 915 nucleotides. RefSeq names its product cell death-inducing DFFA-like effector a (gene CIDEA). Gene Ontology annotation, biological process: lipid storage; apoptotic process; regulation of apoptotic process. Bases 25 to 630 code for a protein of 201 amino acids. Lineage: Eukaryota; Metazoa; Chordata; Aves; Cariamiformes; Cariamidae. The transcript has 5 exons. The record is from RefSeq and is a predicted model, not a curated record. Gene Ontology annotation, cellular component: lipid droplet.
AGCAGCGUGAGAUCUUUGGUAUCCAUGGGAGCGUCUGUGGGAGCAGUAACAAGACAGACCCUGUUCCCUCCUCUCAUGCCUGCAGGGCGACCUUUCCGUGUGUCAAAUGCCUCCCGAAGCAGCCGGAAGGGAAUUGUUGCAAGCAGUCUGCAAGAGCUCAUCAGCAAGACUUUAGAUGCCUUCCUUAUAUCUGCUGGAAUAGUUACUCUGGUUUUGGAGGAAGAUGGCACGGUUGUGGACACAGAGGAGUUCUUCAGAUCCCUGGAUGAUAAUACACACUUCAUGGUUCUAGAAAAAGGACAGAAAUGGACACAAGUAAGAAAUGGAGUUGCUGCUGUGAGACCAAAGAAGAAAAUGGGAGUAGCUAACAUCACGUUUGAUCUGUACAAGCUGAACCCUAAGGAUUUUAUUGGCUGCUUAAACAUCAAGGCGACCUUCUAUGAGAUCUACUCUAUCUCAUAUGACAUCAAAUGUAUGGGAGCAAAAAGCGUAUUGCGGAAGGUGCUUCAGCUAAUGUCCCAUGCAGCACAAAUAACUGGACAGUUUCUUCUCUAUACUGGAACAUAUAUGUUGCAGUUGAUGGGUGAAUAUGACGAAGAUGGCACGUGUACAAGAUCAAGGCGGGAGUAGUGAACACAGCUGCACUUCUGAUAUCGGAUCCUUUUGCUGCAAGACAUUCUCUUGCCCAGUUUUGAAUGUAAUGAUGUUAUAGUAGGGGGAUGUCCACUGAUGUGAACUAACAUUUUUCCCAUUUGGGAAUGCUUGUAGGCCUUAGUCAUAAAAUAAGCGUUUCGUGUUCACAGGCUCUUAACACGGCAAAAGGACGGGUGCCUAAUGUCUGAGAAUUUGGCAAAAGAGGAGAGGGCAGGGUUUUUCCCCAGCAACUCAAAAUGGAGAAUAAGUGUACUUGGAAAC